This is a messenger RNA of Penicillium vulpinum, 606 nucleotides long. RefSeq lists its product as uncharacterized. Lineage: Eukaryota; Fungi; Ascomycota; Eurotiomycetes; Eurotiales; Aspergillaceae. The record is from RefSeq and is a predicted model, not a curated record. The transcript has a single exon. Bases 1 to 606 code for a protein of 201 amino acids.
AUGAUUCCUAUUCAGUCACGCCUACAUGAGAUGUCGCUCCCCAAGGCGGCGGCUCCUCUCGCCAGCACAGAUCCAGCACAACCCACCUUUGCCUGGAGUGGCAGCGCAUCUUCUUCCAUGUCAAGUCCUUUCGCCCCUCCACCAACUCCAAGCGACUCCCUCCUCGAUAUCAACCCACGCAAGUCCUCUUUCUCCAGUGAGAUGGGAGCAGCAUAUGCCUUCCCCUCCUGGCCCAACCGCCCCUCCCUCUCCAGCAACGACUCCACCGAUUCAUGCGCCAGCGCCUUCCUCUCUGAUGACGAUCUCCUGUGGAUGCCAGAGAACUCGGGCGCCGAGAAAGCAGUGGAGGAGGCAAUCAACCAAGACGCCACCAUCUGCUCAGUGACGAUGGAACAACAACUUCAACGCAUGCGCGCCAUUGCCGAGCAAGAAGAUCGGGCCAAUUUCCUCGCCAAGGUCGACGCCCACGCACGAGCAACCCUAGCCCUCCGAACAGCAAAGCAGACUAUUGUGGCAGAGCGAGAGACAUCGAAGCGCAAGAAGCGCCGAGUUGUGCCUACUCCCAAAAGACGUGCUCAUUCGGCAUCGAAAGUGCACAGUCAAUAA